UUAUCCAUAACAAAGUAUCCGUCUUCAGCAAAGCAACAAUCCAAAAUGGAAGUUGGUUUUUUUAGUGCUGGAUUUUUUGGAAUUUAUUUUUAUUGAAACCAUUGAAUAAUAGUUCUCAAUGUAGUCGAUAUGUUGAACCAAGUAUCAAUCGAAGCUGUGUAUUCAGCCACUUACGUGGAAAAUUAUCUUGACUGUGUAGAAAACCUUCCAGAUGAGCUGCAAAGGUUAAUUUCCAGGAUGAGAGAGCUGGAUGUUUACUAUAUAGCAAGGGUGAGAGACGUUGCUUUGCAGACAGAGAACUUCAAAAAUAUCAGCAGCAACAAUCACGCGAAGAAAGCGAAGACUUUCUAUAGGAUGCAGCAAGCACUAAUUGCUGCUCAGGAAUUGGGCGAUGAAAAGAUGAGUCUUCUACAAACCAUUUUAGACAAGAUCGAAAUCAAAACUAGACUAUUGGAUCAAGAUUUCAAAAAUUUGGAUUUUGGCAAGGAAGAACCGUCCCCCACCGAAUCGAGGGACCCCUCCGCUACGCUGGCCCCAUCUACGCCCUCUUCGGCUGUCAACAACGGCAACGGCGGCGGAGCGGUCGCUUCGACAGGAGAGAGGCCCUCCAAACGGUCCCGGCGGACCAGGCACGACACGGCCGAGAGCUCGAGCGCCGCGGAGGCGGCUGCUGCGGCCGCUGCCGCGGCAGCAGCCACGGAACACUCGCUGAGGAGCCAGGAGUCGAGGCCGACUACUUCGGCCGCAGGCAGUGGAUCGCAGAAGAAGUCUUCCACCAGCAAGAAAAAGAAACGCAAGACACGCCAAACUGCCCAGUCGUCGCAGCAGGCACCGAAGGAAGAAUCUCCGCCCCGCGAGGAGGAACAGGUCAUCGACCCAGACGAGCCGACGUACUGCCUCUGCGACCAGAUAUCGUACGGGGAGAUGAUCAUGUGCGACAACGACCUCUGCCCGAUCGAAUGGUUCCACUUCUCGUGUGUGUCGCUGCAGGUGAAGCCGAAAGGCAAGUGGUUCUGUCCGAAGUGUCGCGGCGACAGGCCGAACAUAAUGAAGUCGAAGGCGGUCUUUCUCAGGGAGCUCGAGAAGUACAACAAGGAUAAGGAGGAGAAGACGUAAAGAUGAGGAUGGAGGCUGCGGGGGUCUUCGGGAGGGGUGGGAUGGAUGUCGGGUUGUCUUCCAAAAUUUUUGUUUUGUUUUUAAGGCUGGUAACGAGUGGGGGAGGUCCGCUGUCACUCUGAAUCAGAGAUUCACUUGAUUUGCUGUAAAAAAUGUGAAACGAUUUCGACAAGCAAAGGGAAAGAUAUAAUGAAACAUUGAAUGUGAAAAAUUUGAAAAGUCAACCUAGCAGCAGCUGAGUACAACGCCACUCUUUGCAUUUCGAGACUUUAGAAAGUAAAUAAAGUGUUCUUUGAAUGGA
Messenger RNA from Leptinotarsa decemlineata (Colorado potato beetle), 1417 nucleotides. RefSeq names its product inhibitor of growth protein 2. NCBI's taxonomy places the organism in Eukaryota, Metazoa, Arthropoda, Insecta, Coleoptera, Chrysomelidae. Gene Ontology annotation, biological process: positive regulation of DNA-templated transcription. Gene Ontology annotation, cellular component: nucleus. The record is from RefSeq and is a predicted model, not a curated record.